Penicillium brasilianum is the source of this 1607-nucleotide messenger RNA. The record is from the annotation of a GenBank genome assembly. NCBI's taxonomy places the organism in Eukaryota, Fungi, Ascomycota, Eurotiomycetes, Eurotiales, Aspergillaceae.
AGGGCCUCGGGCCACUCGAUCGCUGGUUUGCAGCGCCAUUGGGCUGAUUGGCGUCGUUCGGGCCCGGCUGUUGGUCAUUUGUGCUGGACUGGACUGAUAACCGUCGAGCUGGCUGGGAAAAAGUCUCAGUGACUUGACUGUGGUGAUUGUGAUUUGGCUUGCUCCGUAGUCGAGACUGCAUCGUUGCCAUAGCCUUUUUGCACCUUUUCUCCUCCAUUUGCUACUAUACUCUCUCUCCCCUCCACUCCCCUCCCCUCCCCCAUACUCUUUGUCUUUCGCUAUACUUUUGAUAUACAUUUUUUUUCGCAUUUCAUUAUACCUACCGCAACAGUCAUUUCCGUGGGCGGUGUUCUUAUCUUUGAUAUCUGGGUUCUUUUCAUCUUAGCUUUCUUUACACUCGCUCAGCACGACCAGCAACACCAUGGCGUUGCGGUUACUCGUCAACACCGGCCUUUUGGCCAUUCCGAUCGGAGGUUCGGUUGGCACACUGCUAGGUAUUGAUGCACACCGAUCAGCGACCGGACAACCACCACUCUUCACCGACGACGGCAACUCCAAUACUGGUUCAGGCUCUGGCGGCGAUAGCACUGGGGGCGGCUCCGGCGGUAGUGGCUCUACGACGAAUAACGGCGUCACCAACACUCAGUAUUGCCAGAAUUCCUACGGUAUCUCACCACCGUCGGACGGCCAGCUCUAUACUCUCAAUCCCAACCAGUGGGGCGUGACAGAUACGACUUCGGGCUCGCUAUGCAUGAAUGUCACGACGUUCAACAAUGAAACCUACGCGACCACAGACACUGCCCCAGGCUUCUCCGUGACUUGGCAAUUCGAUCCUGGCCCUUCAACCCAGCCCGUGCACGCCUACCCCAACAUCAUGGUGGACGACGUCUUCCCCAUUGAGCUGGACAAGAUGACGCAGGUCGACCUCGACCUUCACUGGACCUAUGGCGUGGGCAACACCGUCGCUGCCUCGACCGACAAGGACUCCCUCACAGCAGCAAAUCUCCAGACCAACGUUGCCAUCGAUAUGUUCUUGGACUCGGACAAAACGAAAGCAUCAAACAGCACUCUCGCAAAAUACGAAGUCAUGGUCUGGUUUGCCGAUUACGGUUCCUCCGCCCAACCUAUCGGUCUUUCUUCCGGUGCCGUUACAACAAAGACGCUAAACGGGACAACAUUCGAACUCUACACCGGAACAAACUCGGCAAAGCAAAACGUUUUAUCUUGGGUUGCUACCGAGGUAACGGAGGAAUUCACCGGCGAUCUUUACCCCCUCAUCACCGAUCUCUACACCCUGACUGGCGAUAUCUACCCAUCCAACUCGGAUUACUUGGGUAUCUUCCAAUUCGGUACCGAGGCGUUCUCAGUAGAUAAGAACGUCACCUUCUCGGUGUCCAAACUCUCGAUUGACAUCCAAAAAUAAGUCACUCGGGAAAGUGUACAUACAUUAGUUUCUUCCUUUUCUCCUCCUUCCUAAUCUUGUGCAAUAGUUUACGAUUCACCAAACCAUGACAAUAUAUACAUUACAGAAGAUUUCAAUUACUCUUGACGUUUCCUACUAAUACGACACUCUUAGAUACAAGAUUCCUGAUAUAAUCUGUCCGCGG